Messenger RNA from Haliotis rubra (blacklip abalone), 4494 nucleotides. Its product is annotated as protocadherin Fat 4-like. The record is from RefSeq and is a predicted model, not a curated record. Gene Ontology annotation, biological process: homophilic cell-cell adhesion. Bases 1 to 4494 code for a protein of 1497 amino acids. Lineage: Eukaryota; Metazoa; Mollusca; Gastropoda; Lepetellida; Haliotidae. Gene Ontology annotation, molecular function: cadherin binding; calcium ion binding. The transcript is spliced from 19 exons. Gene Ontology annotation, cellular component: catenin complex; plasma membrane.
AUGGGAACGGACAACCAGUACCUUGAAAUAGAUCCAAAUACUGGAGAACUUAAAGUCAAGGCCAGAAUAGACAGAGAUAAUGGAGUUACCUUCCUUGAUGACCUGACCUUGACCGUGACAGAUCUUGCAGGUCACAGUGCAAGCGUCAACUUGAACGUCACUGUGUUGGACAUCAACGACAACGCCCCCGAGUGUACACAGACUGUGUUCAAAGUCAACAUCACUGAAGGGGAGCCUGAUGGGUUGGUAGCCACGUUAUCAUGUUACGACAACGACUCCGGCGACAACAGAAAUUUUGUCCUGUCCAUCACUGACGGUGACGACCUUAACUACUUCAACCUGGUGGGGCUGGAGGUACACGCUGUCAGCUCCACCAUCGACUACGAGAGUAUCGACACUUCUGUUCCCUACAUCGUCACGUUAGGUGCCGUCGACCAACCCACGACCGAAGCUGCCAAAACCGGCGCUGUCACAAUCAUAGCUCAGAUUUUACCGGUCAACGAGUUCGACCCGACAUGGGUGUCUCCCGCGCCUGCAGGAGGUCAGUUUCCGGAUGUAACAAUACCUGAAGCAGCAGUGACGACGAGCAUCGUGACCUACAACGCUACCGACGAUGACGACGGUGACCAUGGAAAAGUCACUUAUAGUGUUACAUCAGCUACAACGGCCGAAGGCAGCGACGCCUCUAGUCUGUUCCUCGUCGAUCCUAUCGUCGGCUCACUCUGGAUGACGGCCACACCAGACGCCGACACAGAGACAGGAGGAACAAGCAGAUAUGACGUCAUCAUCUCUGCGAAAGACGGGGGUGAAAGGUCAAUCCAGGCCACACAGACCAUUCACGUGACCAACACCAAUGACAAUCCCCCUACCAUCUGGGCGUCAGUUUUUCACCAUGACAUACCCGAAGACACAGCUAUUGGCGACAUUGUGUUCACUCUUGAGGUCAAGGACAUCGACCUUGACACCGUGACGUCAUCAGUGACAGAGGGCGCUGAUUUGUUUAGCUUUGACGGGACGUCUGUGACAACGACGGGCAUUUUAGACUUUGAAUCUGUCAGAUGCCAUACCAUUGUGAUCAGUGCAUCUGACGGCCUCCAUGAUGUCAACGUGACUUUGACGAUCAACGUAACAGACGUCAAUGACAAUUCACCGGAAGUGACGCUUCACAGCUCUGUAUCUAUACCGGAAGAACUUCCGGUGGGGACUGUAAUUGGAGGGGUGUACGACGUCAUCGACAAGGACGACGACGACAGCUUCAGCUUUGCCGUCAGCGGUUCUCACAGCCAGUAUGUUGAGAUUGACUCGUCAACAGGAGAACUGAAGGUCAAGGCCAGGAUAGACAGGGACGGAAGUAGCGGAGUUACCGUCCUUGAUGACCUAACCUUAACUGUAACUGACCUUGCGGGACACAGCAGCAGCGCGAAUCUCAACAUCAGUGUGUUGGACGUCAACGACAACGCCCCAGAAUGUUCACAGACUCUGUUCAAAGUCAACAUUACUGAAGGGGAGCCGGACGGGUUGGUAGCCACGUUAUCAUGUUACGACAACGACUCCGGCGACAACGGAAAUUUUGUCCUGUCCAUCACUGACGGUGACGACCUUAACUACUUCAACCUGGUGGGGCUGGAGGUACACGCUGCCAGCUCCACCAUCGACUACGAGAGUAUCGACAGCUUCUGUUCCCUACAUCGUCACAUCCAGCCCCAGAACGAGCACAGUCCGGUGUGGACAACUCCACAGGUGUUCAUUUCUGGUAGCUUCCCUGACCUCACUCUGCCCGAGGACACACAAGUUGGCUCUGAUGUUGUCAAGGUCACGGCCGUCGAUGAUGACGCAGGCGAAGAUGGUGACGUUAUAUAUGAGAUUACGUCAGUGACUGAUGAAACUGGAGUUGAUAGAAGCAGUCUCUUUUUCCUGGACAAGUCGACAGGUCUUCUUAAAACAUCGGGCGUCCUGGACAGAGACCUAGCAACGGGUGGCGUUGAGUACUUUGAAAUCGCUGUAAAAGCCAGCGACCAAGGAACAACUCCCAACUCCAUAGCGACGAACCUAAAACUGACUCUGACAGGGGUGAACGACAACGCUCCCGUCUUCAGGAACGUUGCGGCAGAGGUGACGGUCAAUGAGACGGUAUCCCCAGGAACUGACAUCUACAAACUGGAGGCAGAGGAUUACGACGGCGACAGCGUCGACUUUCAGAUUAGAGGAGGAUCCGCCAUCUUGUUCCAGGUGGUAGGAUCUGAUCUCAGACUUCUACAGGAACUGGACUAUGAGACUCAACACUGCCACACUGUAGUGUUCAGUGCGACAGAUGGCACAUACACUGCAAACGUCUCCCUCACGAUCAACGUUGGCAACGUGGUAGACGAGGAACCUGUGAUAACGUUGAUCCCACCCCUGGUACUCCUCGAGGAACUUCCAGUGGGGAUGGGUGUGGGUGGCUUUCUAUCUGUCGAGGACCCGGAUGAAGGAGACAGUCUCACCUACAGUAUCUCAGGCACGGGGUCCGACUAUUUCACCAUUGACAGUUCCACGGGGGCGAUCAGCAUUGCUAAACGGAUUGAUCGAGACAUUCCAGGAAAUGUGACCCUUGUUGAUGACCUGACCUUGACCGUGACAGACUCUGCGGGCUUACAAGACUCGGUGGCCUUGAACUUCUCUGUGGUUGACCUCAAUGAUAACACACCUGUAUGCGGGGUCACUACUGGCCAGGUGACUGUGACGGAGAAUACAGCAUCAGGUGUUGUGUUGUCCGAGAUUACUUGCAAUGACGUCGACAGCGGUGACUUCAGCACCGUCGCGAUGUCCAUCGACAGCACCAGUGACCCUAAUGGUAACUUCCAACUGUCCGGCACUGAGUUGAUUUCGGGAGUUAACGCUGUCGAUUAUGAGGCCAGGGAAAGUACGGAUUACAUGCUGAACAUCAAGGUCUUAGCGAUAGACAAUCCCAGCGGAGACAUUCAACUCACAGCGACAUCUAUAGUCACAAUCAAGGUCCUCCCAGAAAACGAACACACCCCGGCGUUCACAUCUCCUGUCUUAGAUGGAAGCGGGUUCUUCCUAGACGUUACUGUGUCAGAGGACAUCACCAUGGGAACGGUUGUGGCGGCAUUCAACGCCACAGACGGUGACCACGGUGACGAUGGUCGGGUAGUUUAUGCAGUGACGUCCAUCAUAACAGAUUCUGGAGCCCAGGUACCUGGAACGUUUACAAUAGGCGCUUCAAGUGGCGAGUUGAGAGUUUCCGGACAACUGGACGCUGAUGCCGUCACAGGCGGCGUCAACUACUACGUCGUCAACAUCACUGCCACGGAUGCAGGCUCAUCCCCUCGCUCUACCCAUGGUGCAUUGCGCGUCUACGUCACAGGAUCCAAUGACAACCCGCCCGUAUGGAAUAUCACUGUUCUGGAAGUUGAUGUUUAUGAAAACGCCAGUGUCGGACAGGACGUCGUCUCUCUGAUGGCCGAUGACGUCGAUGGAGAUAUCGUGACCUUCAGCACUUCUGAUACCAAGUUCAAGGUUGACGGGUCAAUGUUGAAGGUCGACCAGCAACUAGACUUCGAACAAGAGCGUUGCCAUGCUGUUAUUAUAAGCGCCACUGAUGGUACAUACACAGUGAACCAGACUGUCGUGGUCCACGUCCUGAACUCAAACGACAAGACUCCUGUCGUCACGGUUACCAAGGUGAUAUACAUUCCGGAAGAGAUUCCAGUGGGGACGGACGUCGCGAGAGGCUACAUCGUUAGUGACGCUGAUGAAGGCGACACCCUCACCUACAGUCUACAAGGUGCAGAUAGUGGUCUUCUGGCAAUAAACAGUUCGACAGGGGAGAUCACUCUCAAGGAAGCGCUCGACUACGAGAAUUUAGCGUCGGUCAAUCUUGACGUUGUGCUUCUAGUCGGAGACCUUGACGGGCAUGUGGCGACUCAGGCGUUAGAUAUCGUCGUCAUGGACGUCAACGACAAUACGCCAGUAUUUAGCAAGGCAGUGCACAGCGUAUCUGUGGCAGAGAAUUCCACUGGAGAAACUCUACUGCUAACCCUCACUGCGACCGAUGCCGACAGUGGAACCAACGGUCAGUUUACAUUCAACAUCAGCGACGGCAACAACGACGGCUUGUUCAGACUUGACGGGGACGAUCUGUAUGUGCAAGUUGUGGAUUACGAAUCGGCAUCGUCAAUAGACUUCACGUACUCCUUGACGGUCACCGCCGUCGACCACGCAGCCGAUGCAAGAACAGGCGUCACCGUCGUCAUUGUGGAGAUCUACCCCGAGAACGAGUUCGCCCCCGUGUGGAGCAGCCCGUCUGUGGACGGUGCAGGACAUUUCCCUGGUGUGACCGUGGAUGAGGAUGUAAGCCCUGAUUAUGACGUUGUCACCGUUACAGCGACUGACGCGGACCUCGGAGAAGACGGUGAAGUGACGUACAGUAUUACGUCAGUUGUGUCAGGUACAGCGAAAAUGUGUACAACUUCGAGGGUCAUGAACAGUUAA